AUGCUCAGGAUUACCCUGCUGAUGAUUAUGAUAUGUCCUUUGAUGGAUAUCCUUUCCACCAAUCGUAUCCGCACAGCAUUGAUCGCCCUUCUCGUCCCUAUCCUCCUUACAGCCGACGCGAUCACCGUAAAUUCGGUACCAGCAAUAGGGGACAUUGCAGGAUCUCGAGAUUGCCAUAGCUGCAAAGAAAUCGAAAAUGCUUGUUCCACGUCUGCUCCCGAGGACCAGGUCAAAUGUGCCAAGCCGAGUGUUGUAUACACCGCGGUAAAAUGUCUUUAUGCCAAUGUCAAAUGUGAGUAUGCAGACCACUACAAUGUUAGACUGGAGACACCCAGUGGACAAGUUUUGGCAAUCGGAGAACAAAGCGAGACAGUGGCUAAGUGCCGAAAUGGAAAGUGA
Messenger RNA from Haemonchus placei, 399 nucleotides. NCBI's taxonomy places the organism in Eukaryota, Metazoa, Nematoda, Chromadorea, Rhabditida, Trichostrongylidae. The record is from the annotation of a GenBank genome assembly.